GAACAACCGUCCCCUUAAGAAAUACCUCUCUUCUCCGCAAUCCACGUCUCCAGUUCUCAAAUAAUACACAUACCUAAACACGCUUUUUCAAACCGCAAUCAUGGAUGAAGAUCUCGUCGCUUUCGGCAUCGUAAUGAUGCUCUUCCUCUCUUUCCCCUUCCUCACGGUUCUCAGCAUUACCGGAUGCGUCGCCUACUCCCGCACCAAGACAUGGGACAAAGCGCGUAACCAGCGCGCCGUUGGCCUCGAGUCUUCCAACGGAGAAACCAACCGUCUCGUCUCUGACGAGGCUGAUGAAGAGUCCGACUUCUACGACACCGACGACGAGGAGGAACACAAGAAGAACAAGGCGGAAGAGGAAGCCGACAAGUACCUCACCUUCAACCAAAAGUUCCGUAAGGAGUUCAGGAAGGUGUGGUCAGGCAAGGGCAAGGGCGAUAUCAUCAAGCAGAAGGAGCGCGAGGAGCGCAGGAAGUUGGCCAAGGCAGUCGCAAGGGAGAUGGACCGUAGGGAGAGAAGGAAGGCGAGGGCUGCCGCUAAGGCGCAGUCCGAGGACUUGCCGGCAUACACCAAGGCGUAGUUUAACUACGCUGGUCUAGCCCUGUCAUGAGCAGUAACAGCUACUGCAAAGUGGCAAAGGCGGACAACUUUCUCUCUUGGCCAUAAAUUGAUACCCCAUAAAAUUAAACUCAUACAUCAGCACUUCUUCCACGAAAGAUUCAGUAUUUCACCAAAUGCGGCAUCCGCUGAACCCC
Messenger RNA from Alternaria alternata, 755 nucleotides. RefSeq lists its product as hypothetical. The transcript has a single exon. The record is from RefSeq and is a predicted model, not a curated record. Lineage: Eukaryota; Fungi; Ascomycota; Dothideomycetes; Pleosporales; Pleosporaceae. Bases 101 to 580 code for a protein of 159 amino acids.